Messenger RNA from Rhagoletis pomonella (apple maggot), 1898 nucleotides. Its product is annotated as serine protease inhibitor 28Dc-like. Gene Ontology annotation, molecular function: serine-type endopeptidase inhibitor activity. NCBI's taxonomy places the organism in Eukaryota, Metazoa, Arthropoda, Insecta, Diptera, Tephritidae. The transcript has 2 exons. The coding region runs from base 20 to 1558 and encodes 512 amino acids. The record is from RefSeq and is a predicted model, not a curated record.
GUGUUGUAUACUGCUAUCGAUGAUAAGUUCUCGCUGUUUUAUCCUUGCAAUUUGCAUACCAGGGUGCAUUUUUGCUAAAGUUAAUGCAGAUGGAGUGCCAAACAGCAAUUCAGAUGCUGGUAAUUCGGUCUUUGAAGCAAAAAAUGGUGUGAGAAGGGCAACAGCGGAACUGGUAUCUUCAAGCAUUUUGAGUUUCGCACAUGAUGUUGGCUUGCUACUGAACGACGAUGUGCAAUUUGGUAAAACUUCAAUUUUCUCACCCGUGAGCAUAAUGUCGUCCAUGGCAAUGCUAUUGUUGGGAUCAAAAGGCAAGAAAUAUGAAGACUUAAGACAUAUUUUUGGCUUGGAUGUGCCACCACUGAGAGAUGCCUCUAACUCAUUCCAUGCCGAAUUUGGAGCUAUGAUGGAGGAAAUGCAAGAAAAUUCAGAUUCUCUGCUGACGCGCAACCACGAUAACUGGCGGAACACGAACGUAGCAUUCAAUAUUCGAAAUAAGCCGAAUAUCAGUGAGGAGCGUGGGAGUGCGGUAAAUAGCGUGAUAAAACUUGUAAAUGGGCUGUUUGUGAAAAAUGGUUACGAACUGAAUCCGCUCUAUAGGGACGUUAUUUACUCCAUUUACAAGUGUGACGUAAUCCCAUUGGAUUUGAACAAACCACUAGCGCGUGACUUCAUUAAUGAUUGGAUUUUCAAAAAAACGUUUGGCAAAAUUAUUGGAAUCGUAACAGAAAACAUCUCUGCAGAUACCAACGCAAUUAUUGCAAGUGCGUUGUAUUUUAAAGGCUUUUGGGUAAACCCCUUUAUUAGAGGCGCUACUGUCAUCGAUAAUUUCUAUCCAGACGGCUUGCAAAGAAAUCCAAUAAAAGUGCAAAUGAUGGCAACAGCAGGCGCUCACCCAUACUAUUUUUCGGUAGAACAUGACUGCGGUAUACUCGGUAUGCCAUAUAUAAACAACUUCACUACAAUGUAUAUAAUACAACCGAAAAAUUCUAGUCGUAAUAAGCUAAGUAAUUUGUUAAAAGCCUUAAAUGCGGACAAAAUUGAAGGAAUGAUAUCUAAAAUGGUUUACCAGAAUGUCAUAUUUGCACUCCCGAAAAUGCAUUUAACGCAAAAUAUUGAUAUGAAAAAUAUAUUCCGCGCACUCGGAGUUAACAAUAUAUUUGCUAAGGAACGAAUUAGUGAAGUGCCAAGAAGUGAUUUGGCUGAAAGAACUUGGCCACGUGUAAGACAUACUAUCACAUUUCCAACUGAUAAACCGGUAAAUGUUGCGCAUGCGCCGCUUACUUCGACGGAACAACUGCUGGAAGAAUGGAUUAGCAACCGAAAUGCAAGUACUAAUUUACUAUCUGACCUUUUUGUGGGUGAUAUAGUACACAAAGUUGAUUUUGUCGUCGAUGAGGAUGGCACUGAAGGGGCAGCGGCAACUGUCACGUAUUUAAAACGAUCUGGUGGUAGCGUGCUAUUCCGCGCAGACACCCCAUUUUUACUAUUAGUUCGCCAUGAUCCUACGAAAUUACCACUAUUUUAUGGUAUAAUUAAUGUUCCCUCGCCCUCUUUCUGAUAGAAUUGAAUUAUUGCUAAGUAAACUAAUUUUUUAUUGUAACUUAUCCUUACAAGUCUUCAUAUUCCUCUUGAUACAAAUUACUGUAACAUACGAGGAGUAUUUAAUGAGAUAAAUACCCCUGAGAUACUUUAAUAUAUAAGGCCCUGCCUAGCAUUUUUCAAAACACUUUUUAAUACAGACUAUAUUUUCAUUAUGUGAUAGUUGCUUUUACAUUCUCUUUGAUUUUUGAAACGAUGUUGAACCUUAUACAAACCCGGAUUUCUAUAUUAAAGUAGCCAUAUUUACAUGCACAUAUGCACAUGUGAAUAUAAGGAGUUUGUAAUCAAAAGGUGAUAUG